GAUCAUUCUGGUUUGGCGCCUCGCGUAGCUAAUCGUAGCCGCUUUUAGGGAGAUAGUGAAAGCAAUUCCAAGAAAACGUAGUGAAAGUGAAAUGAACAAGCCGAACCUCUAUCAACGGGCUAACGGUUUGCAACGGCGAGAUGCUGCAGAGAUUCUGGAAGAGUACGGUCACCUGCUGCAAUGGCAUGGGAACGCCAAUGAAUCGCUAUUGGAUAUCGGCUGCGGCAGUGGUGAUGUGCUGAUUGAUUUCAUAGUGCCUCUGAUGCCACGGAAUGCACGUAUUCUCGGGACUGAUGUGUCGGAACAGAUGGUUCGAUUCGCGCGGAAGGCUCAUUUCGAUAGGGAGAACCUUUUCUUUGACACGUUGGACAUUGGAGCCGAGCUGGACAGUUUUUUAAGCAGCUGGGGGCAGUUUGAUCAUAUCACCUCGUUUUACUGUUUACACUGGGUUAGAUAUCAAAACGUGGCAUUUUCUAACAUUUACAAUCUACUGAAACCUGGAGGAGACUGCCUGCUUGUGUUUCUUGCGCGAAAUCCUAUUUUCGACAUCUAUGAUCAGAUGUCACGUUCCUCCAAAUGGACCAAAUAUAUGACCGACGUGGACAAGUAUAUUUCUCCUUACCAGCACUGUGAGAAUCCGACAGGAGAAAUUGAAGAAAUACUGUCAUCCGUUGGAUUUACUAAAUAUCAAAUUCAGAUAACGGAUAGAGUCUACGUCUACGAGGGGAUGGAAAGUCUAAAAAAGGCUGUCCAGGCUGUCAAUCCAUUCAGCGAACGAAUGACAUUGGAAUUGCAGGAGGAAUUUUUACAUGACUAUAUCGGUGUAUUAAACAGGAUGUCCUUGAGCAAAAGCUGUUGUGAGGAUGGCAGUGAUUUCAAAUUUCUUACACCAUACAAACUGGUGGUGGUAUAUGCUGCUAAAUAACAUGGCCAAUUUAAGGAUGUAAUAUUAAACAAAAUGUAUCAAAUUAUAAACGUAUUCCUGUGCGAUUGCAAAA
Messenger RNA from Topomyia yanbarensis, 998 nucleotides. It is a transcript of the gene jhamt, whose product is annotated as juvenile hormone acid O-methyltransferase. The record is from RefSeq and is a predicted model, not a curated record. Lineage: Eukaryota; Metazoa; Arthropoda; Insecta; Diptera; Culicidae. The transcript has 3 exons. The coding region runs from base 92 to 925 and encodes 277 amino acids.